Molecule: messenger RNA, 4134 nt
Organism: Mauremys mutica (yellowpond turtle)
Lineage: Eukaryota; Metazoa; Chordata; Testudines; Geoemydidae
Product: zinc finger protein 345-like
Exons: 3
Coding region: 22-2262 (746 amino acids)
Biological process (GO): regulation of DNA-templated transcription
Source: RefSeq, a predicted model, not a curated record
AGAGCCCUCUACAGGGAUGUCAUGCAGGAGAAUUACGAGACGGUGACCUCGCUGGGAUUCCCCAUUCCCAAACCGGAGCUGAUCACCCGGCUGGAACGAGGGGAAGAGCCAUGGGUCCCGGAUCUCCACCCCUCCAAGGAAUGGGAUGUCCACAGAGGCACCCGCACAGUUCAUGAGGCAAUGCUGAGUGAGAACAAAGAGAAGAAUUCAAAGCAGGAAGAUCCCGAGCAAGUGGAACUGCCAGGGAACUUUUGGAGAAGAGCCAAAGGGAAUUUUUCCCAAUCCUUAGAACAGGGCAAAGCUUGGAGAACUCUGCAGAGGCCAGAGAGGCAGUUGGGAAACCACCCAAUAAAGAAAGAGGAGGAAUCCAUUGAAUGUGGGGUAGGAUGCAAGGACCCCAAGCAAACCGCAGCCCCACAGACAAAUCCCAAGGAAGAAAAACCCUAUAAAUGUCUCAGCUGUGGGAAAAGCUUCAAUCAGAAAUCGAACCUUAUCACUCAUCAGAGAAUCCACACAGGCGAAAAACCCCAUAAGUGCUUAGACUGUGGGAAAAGCUUCAGCCAGAAAUCAUCCCUCAUUAUACAUGGGAGAAAGCACACAGGAGAGAGGCCUUAUAAAUGCUUUGAGUGUGGGAAAUGUUUCAAUCAGAUUUCAAACCUGACUACGCAUCAGAGAAUUCAUACUGGAGAGAAACCUCAUAAAUGCUUGAAAUGUGGCAAAAGGUUUAGUCAGAGAUCAGCCCUGAUUACACAUCAGAGAAUCCACACGGGAGAGAAACCCCAUAAGUGCUUGGACUGCGGGAAAAGUUUUAGUCAGAGAUCAGCCCUGAUUACACAUCAGAGAAUCCAUAUGGCAGAUAAAAUGUACAAAUGUCUCAAAUGCGGGAAAAGUUUCAGUGUGAAAUCAGCCCUUGUUAUGCAUCACACAAUCCAUGCAGGAAAGAAACUUCAUAAAUGUUUGGACUGUGGGAAGAGUUUCAGUGACAGCUCAAACCUCACUAAACAUCGAAGAAUCCACACGGGGGAGAGAAUAUAUCAGUGCCUCGACUGUGGGAAAAGCUUCAAUCGGAAAUCGAACCUUCUUACUCAUCGGAGAACCCACACAGGAGAGAAACCCCAUAAAUGCUGGGACUGUGGGAAAAGCUUCAGUCAGAGAUCAUCCCUUAUGAAGCAUGUGAAAAUCCACACGGGAGAGCGGCCGUAUAAAUGUCUGGAGUGUGGGAAAUGUUUCAAUCAGAACAUAAACCUUAUUACGCAUCAGAGAACCCACACGGGAGAGAGACCCUACAAGUGCCUGUACUGUGAGAAAAGUUUUACUGUGAGGUCAGCCCUGAUUACACAUCAGAGAAUCCAUACAGGGGAGAAACCCCAUAAGUGCUUGGACUGUGGAAAAAGUUUUAGUCAGAGACCAGCCCUUAUUACACAUCAGAGAAUGCACACGGGAGAGAAACCCUUUAAAUGUCUCAACUGCGGGAAAAGUUUCACUGUGAGAUCAACCCUUAUUACGCAUCAGGCAAUCCACACGGGAAAGAAAUCCCAUAAAUGUUUGGACUGUGGGAAGAGCUUCAGUCAGAGCUCAUCCCUUAUUAAACAUGGGAGAAUGCACACGGGAGAGAAACCCUACGUAUGUCUGGAGUGUGGGAAAAGCUUUAGUCAGAGAUCAUCUCUUAUUAUACAUGGCAGAAUGCACACAGGAGAGAAACCCUAUAAAUGUCUUGAGUGUGGGAAAUGUUUCAUUCAGAGGUCAAAUCUUGUUACACAUCAGAGAUCCCACUCGGGAGAGAGACCCCAUGAGUGUCUUGACUGUGGGAAAAGUUUCAAAGUGAGAUCAGCCCUUGUUACACAUCAGAGAAUCCAUACGGGAGAAAAACCCCAUAAAUGCUUGGACUGCGGGAAAUCUUUUAGUCGCAGAUCAGCCCUUAUUACACAUGAGAUAAUCCACACUGGAGAGAAGCCCCAUAAAUGCUUGGACUGUGAGAAAAGCUUCAAUAACAGCUCGAAUCUUACUAAACACCGGAGAAUUCACACAAGAGGGAGCGACUCUAGAAAUACCUCAACUGCGGGAAAAGGUCCAGUCCGAGCUCACACAUUAUUACCCAGCAGCGAGCCACAGAAGAGAGAGAACUUGAAUGUGGGGGAAUCUUCAGUUGGUGCUCCCACGGAAUCAAGCAUUGUCAGCUCCACUCAACUUCAGGCAGCGCUAACACCACGUUGGACGUCAGAGACUCAUCCACACAGCAGGAAAAUUCUCUCAGGGCCCUGACUAUGGCUGGCCAUGGCAACAAACCCAUUUCCUCAUUCCCACACACAUCAGGGGCGUUUGGCUCCCAAGGAUCCAGCUGCCCAUUGCUGGGGUGAGGAUCCAGCAGCAGCCGAGCAUCAGCUGGUCAGUGACCCUCUGGCUCUGCCUGGUCUAAGCAAACCCCAGGUAGAGGAGAAGCCCCCAUCAGCCCCUCCUCCCAGCUGCAGCCCUGGCUGCUGAGCUGAUGGGCCACAGGUGGGGGAAGGGAGAGAGAGAAACUCCUUCAGCUGCUCCCUCUGCCUGGCUGAAGUUCCCCCCUCUCCCUUCCCCUCCCAGCCGGGAUCCCCCUGCCAUGGAGAUGAGGAGAAGGACACUUGGGCCAGGCCCCACCUUCACUCUACACACCUGUCCCCACCCCCCAUCUUCCACCAGCCCCUGGGCUGGGCUCCCCCACUGACCUGGAGCUGUUCCCUGCAGGGGGAGUGUCCCUGGGGGCUGGUAACUCCUCCUCUCCCCAAAUCCCCCAGGGCGCUGGGCUCUGGGGGAUCCACCGUUAAGGGACGAGGGCGCUGGGCUCUGGGGGAUCCACCGUUAAGGGACCAGGGCGAUGGGUUCUAGGGAGGACACUGGGGGUUGAAUGGCUGGGGCUGGAGUAGCUGGGAAGCAGGGGGAGCUGGGUGCUGGGGUAUUGAGUGUUUGGGGAUGAUGGGAUAAGAGGCGAGGGAGAGCACAGGGGUAGAGAGGUGCUGCCUCAUCACUCACCCCCUCUGCCCCUUCUCCCUGCCCCCGCUGCAUUCAGACAGCACCACUGAGAGGGGCUGAUUCCCACCGACUGCAGCGGGUUCUCAACCUAUUCACCAUUGUGGGCUGCAUUUGCGGCCCAUAAUGCGUAAUGUGGGCUGCAUCCAAUACUACCUGUGUGGCCCUGAGGAUGUCACAUGGGCUGCAGCUGUGCGCUGAUUAGGCCGAUACAGCCCACGGGCCGCAGGUUGAGAACCGCUGCCACAGGGCCUUUCAUGGGAGGCCUGGAGAUCCCACCUCUGCGUCAGCAGCAUCAGCCCCAGGGUCUGUCUGUGGUAGGAAAUGUGGUCAGGAUCAGCCAGCUCGUCUCCUCUGACCCUCCCCCCCCUCAUCCUACCCUAGACUGAGCCUGAGCAUCUAAUUCAUUCGGACCCCACCAUUAGCAGAGUGACUGUUCGAGUCACUGAGUUCCCCCUCUGGGGACCCUGGGACAGUUUGCGUAGUGGGGGGGGGGGGGGGCUGAGAGCUACUGAACCAAACUGUAAACCCUGGAUAUGCUGGAAACCACUUCACGCCAGGGGGUGCAGCAGCUCCCCUCAUUCUGGUACCGGUGUCGGGGGGGGUAGAUUCUCUCGUUCCCAGAUGGUCUCACAUGACUCCAGGCCAUGCUGAAAAGCAUUUAGUGUUUGUACAUUUUCUCCCUUACGGGGCAGAAUUAACCAGAAUCCCACAAAAGCGGCAGCAGGGACAGUGAAAUGUGGUGUUUUAGCUUCUGUUUGAUUUGCGAGCGAUGGGGUAAGUCUGAGGGAUUCCCUUCUUCCCCCAUCACCGUCACACUCCACUGGGACACAGCAGCCUCUGUCCAAACCUUGGAGAGUUUAUCCCAGGAGUGGGCAAACUAUGGCCCGGGGGCUGGAUCCGGCCCACCAGCCAUUUUAAUCCGGCCCUUGAGCUCCCACUGGGGAGCGGGGUCUGGAGCUUGCCCCCCUCCGGCACUCCAGGUGGGGAGCAGUGUUGGGGGCCACUCCACGUGGCUCCCAGAAGCAGCAGCAUGGCUCCCCUACGGCUCCUACACAUAGGGGCAGCCAGGGGGCUCUGCUCUGCAUGCUUCCCCCUCUCUAAGCACCGCCCCUGCAGCUCCCAUUGGCCAGG